Molecule: messenger RNA, 1611 nt
Organism: Linum trigynum
Lineage: Eukaryota; Viridiplantae; Streptophyta; Magnoliopsida; Malpighiales; Linaceae
Source: the annotation of a GenBank genome assembly
UUAAAAUUUCACCUUCCAAAAUGAACAAAACCCAUGGCACCAGCACCAUAGGAAGAGCACUGUAAUUAUGUGCCCUCACACUAUCGAUGUACGGUACAUAGAAACAUCGCAAACUUGUUUAUUUGAGCGGUGGUGGAACAGAUUAAUUAAUUAAACACUUCCCAUACGUUUUCUUUUGUAUACAAUAAAAUGGAUUGGAAUUGUAUUUCCAGUUCUGUUGUUUCUCGAUUUUUAUUUCUAAUUAUAGUUUAGUAUAUAAGUCUCAUAUCAAGGAAAAUGAAUUGUAUGUUAACAAUAAUUAUUAAUUUAAUAGGUUUUUAUCUUAAGAAAUAAAAUAUAAAUGAGAGAAAGAGAUGAUAGUGAAACAAUCAAUAUAGAUGGACCACUAAUUACUUUUUCAUAAACCUAGCUAAUUCCUGCCAUUUAUGAUAGGAAUUCUAAAUUUUUAAAUAUAGGCAAAAUAAAAUUUAUUUUCCAACCUUUUUCAUAUCAAGUACCUUAUCCCUAGCGUUUACCUGCUCAAAAUUCUUGGAUUGCUAGAUACCAUGGUAGUAUGCAAUUUUGGAAGGCUAGUGUAGCACUAUGGACCAUCCGGUGUGUGCAAGUUCAAAGCUGUCUGAUUGCUUGAUGCUGCCACCAUAGCCAAACAUGAUUUCCAAUGGUUCCUCAUUGCAGAAGACCUGCAAGCAUCUUGUUGCUGGUGAGCGGGUCGAUCCUCGCGAUUGCAGUUCUGGCCGUUGCGCCAUCGCCUCCUCUGCCAGCGAGUUCACCCCAUCUCCUCUAAGUUGGCAGCGCCCAGAGACCUCGUUGCCGCCUAGCGAGCUCGCCGUCAACUUGCGAGCUUGCUGCCGCUACGCGCCAUCGCCCCUGACCCUCGCACCAUCGCCUGCCCCCCCUCCCUCGCCUUCGCCCCUAAAUCCGGUUACCACGGCUAACCGAACCAAAAAUUGAUAACCAAUCGGUCAGUGGUCAGUUAGCCGUGGUUGUUUCAUGGUCGGUGGUCGGUAGCUGUGUGUGGGGUGUCUCGAUUUAACAUAUAAUCGAGUUUUUGAUUUUUGGUUAAACCAAAAUUGACCGGUCUCCACCCCUACUCCAGACUAGUGGCCCCGAGUUCACUUUAAGAAGGGAAGAUGCUGAAGGGAGUUAUCUGACAUAAAAAAAAUAGAUUGUAAGGAAGGGAGAGAAACUUUGACAAUUGACAAUGAGGCUUGUAACAUCUCUCAAACUGAAUUGGGUCCAAACUGAUUAAUCACAUGAGGCUUGAUUCACAAUAAAAUGUAAUAUCAAUUUCUGAUUAAUUCAAGACCCAUGUGUACUGUAGGGUCCAAACUUAAUUGUUAGACCACAUGUUUGGUAGAUAGUAGUUGGACAUGAGCUAGCACUACAACAAAACUGUGUUUUAGCGACAGUAACCAGACUUUUAGUGACUGUCAAAACCAUCGCUAAAAUAUUUAAUGACAACCAAUCAACAGUCACUGACCCCGCUGUCCUUAAGUUUUUUAGCGACGAUUUUGUUCGACCGCCGCGUCAACCAUCAGCAACUUUUUGUGACGCCUGUAACCGACACUAACUUUACAGGAAACCGUCGUUAAAUAAAUAUUUCAUAAAUAC